GCGAAACAUUUCCAUCAAAUACUCCUACGAUUGUUUUCCUGAACAAUGAAAAAAAAAAAAAAGACCUGGAAAGUGGAAACUAGCGUCGAUGUGAUCUUUGGGAUUAUUCCCGACUGAAAUAUUUUGUCGACGGCCUUUCCCUCCGACGAAAUUCGAUUACUCCUUUGCUUCUUCUUUUUAAUCGGAGAAACCUCAAUAAACUCAAAUUGGGUUUACUGGGUAACUAAACAUGCAUCGUUUAAGGACCUCAGGGCAUCGAUUCGUGCCUCUGGUUAAGAGAAAAGCUUCCAAUGCGUUUUCUGCAGUUCAGGACACUUUUUACUCAACCAAGGAUAUUUUUGAGACGCACAAAGUCGUGUUUACAAUAUCAACCUCUUUAGCCUCAAUUGGUACAGCCUGGGCUGGUUACACUUUACGCCACCUCCAUGAAUCGAAAGUUGAACAAAGGCUUGACUCAAUUGAAAAAGCUAUGAAUAACAAUUACCAAAUGGAGCAUAAAGAGUUCAAGAAACUGGUUGGUUCAGGUGGUUUCAGCACCGAAGCUUGUGUUGCCACUGCCGGAACCUCUUUGAUUAUUGGGUAUGGUCUUGGCUGGCGAGGUGGAAAAUGGUAUGCGAAUAGGAAGUUCAAGAAGGAGCAGCUGAAAUUGCUAGGGCAGAUCAAACCUAAACGGUGGCAACUCAAGUUCUUACGAAGACCGUUAUUAAAACCCAGAUCACCAGAAAAUGCUGCAAAAACGUCAGAUGCAUUGCAAAAGGAUUUACCUGUUUCACAAAAUUCUGGAGAAACCAUACCUCUUCGGAAUCUUCAAUUCAACAAAGUUAAUGGUACUACAUUUUAUAAGAGUUCUGUGAAUGUGCUGGUGCAAGGUGCCAGCGCUAGCCAAGCUUUGCAAGCCUUGGAAAUCAAGGUGCUAACAAACCACCCCCACCAGAGGAAGCCGACGUCCUCGUCGCCUCCGAGUCUUGCCUAUUUUCACACUUCGCCAAAUAGGAGGUUCUCCCAUUUGCCUCGCUCUGCCCUUUCGCCUUAUCAUCCAGAAUCCCGUGCAUCUGAACUGCGAGAGAAGCCCGUUGAGCUUGUUUUCUUCCAGCAACCACCAAGUCUGGAAAAUUUUGCACUUGAAUUGCCGAUUGCCAGCCACCCGUUCCUUCCCUUCCCCGCUUUCCCUUCUCUGCCUUGGAACAACGCGGCACAAAGCAGGGCCGUUUCUCAUCAACAAUCAAAAUCCCACCGAGAUGUGGCAUCACAGCCACUUUUGCAGCCACAAAAAACUCAUUACCCACGACUCCCUUGCAAGCCACGAAGAAUUGCAAGGCAGGAAUUGAUCCUUCAAUUCCUUUUUCAGCGUAUCCCACUGCUCGAUCUUUGGACGUCCGCUGUCCUCACAUCGAGUUCUCCACAAGAGUUUCGCAUCGCCUAUGAGAAACAUCGUGGUGAUUGUCACAUGAUCUACCUCUGGAACACGGGUAGCAGAGAAGUACUGCUCCAUAUCCCACAGAAAGUUUUCCAACUCCUUGGCAUUUCGGGCACCACCAAAAGCCUUCGGAAGCUUGUUAUUGGAAACAAGGCAAACACAACACAUUUGCACAGUAUGGCUAAUUCUCUAACCAUCUGCUUUUUAGUUUUCCUGUUGUGUGUGUCUGCAGAUGGAGCUAGGAAACUACCUUAUACAAUCAACACCAACAAUGGCAGGUUCCUAUCGUCCUUGGAUUCGUCCUCAGAUUCUGAUGUUGGUAUCUGCGAAUCAAUGGUGGAGCCACAAGGUUACUCUUGUGAAGAGCACACGGUGACAACAACGGAUGGAUAUAUUCUUAGUUUGCAGAGGAUUCCGGCAGGGAGGUCUGGUGUGACAGCAGACAAACCUCCUGUUCUUUUGCAGCAUGGGAUCUUUUCAGAUGCUGCAACAUGGCUGGUGAACACCCCAGAUCAAUCCUUGGGAUUCAUUUUGGCUGAUAACGGAUAUGAUGUUUGGCUUGCUAACACCCGGGGGACUAAAUAUAGCAGUGGACACACAUCGCUUAGUCCCAGUGAUCCGGCUUACUGGGAUUGGUCGUGGGACGAAUUAGCCGCUUAUGAUCUUCCUGCUUCAGUCCAAUAUGUUAAUGACCAAACAGGCCAGAAUAUGCACUAUGUUGGUCACUCCUUGGGAACUUUGAUGGCUCUAGCUGCCUUUUCCCAACAUCAGUCACUGAACACGAUAAGAUCAGCUGCUUUGUUAUCUCCCAUAGCUUACCUGGAUCAGAUCACCACACUUCUUGGAAAAGCUGCUGCUUAUUCUAUGAUAGGCAAUGUCUUGUACUGGUUGGGCGUAGAUGAAUUCAUGCCAGGAGGGGAAGCUGUAACCAAAUUUAUGAAUGGGAUUUGCAACAUAACGAACAUCGAUUGUUCCUCACUAACGUCUGUUUUUGCCGGCCAGCCUUGCUGUAUUAGUCCCUCCACCAUGGAUGCGGUUGCUAACAUUGGACCUCAGCCAACAGCAACCAAGAACAUGCUCCAUUUAGCACAGAUGGUUCGACAAGGGACCAUAGCAAUGUAUGAUUAUGGAAGCGAAGAUGACAACAACGAACACUACGGGCAGCCCACACCUCCCAUAUACAACAUGGCAAGCAUCCCGAAUGACCUUCCUCUUUUCCUUGCCCAUGGAGGGCAGGACUACCUUUCGGAUCCCGCGGAUGUGCAGACACUGAUGGGCGCUCUUAGUGAUCAUGAUGCCGAUAAGCUUGUAGUACUCUACCCGGAGGAGUAUGCACAUUUGGAUUUCACUCUGGCCGGAAAUGCGAAUCAAAUUGUGUAUGAUCCUAUCAUGGGCUUCUUCAGUCUCAAUUGAGAGCAUUUGUCAUGAAACACCGAAAAUAUAUGUACAUGAAUACUCCUUUUGAAUUUUCAUACAUAAUUCCUACGUAGUGAGGUUGUUGGGUUGGGUACUUGCAACAAUUGUAUGUACUGGGCCAGCAUUUACAUAAAUAAAUAUGAAAAAAAA
Messenger RNA from Rhododendron vialii, 2983 nucleotides. RefSeq lists its product as uncharacterized. Gene Ontology annotation, biological process: lipid metabolic process. The transcript is spliced from 18 exons. Lineage: Eukaryota; Viridiplantae; Streptophyta; Magnoliopsida; Ericales; Ericaceae. The record is from RefSeq and is a predicted model, not a curated record. Bases 230 to 2830 code for a protein of 866 amino acids.